CAGAAGAGAUAGCAAAAGGACAAUAAAAUAAGGUGAGAAAAAGCGUAUGGUGAUUAAUAGAGACAAUCCGAAGCCCAUUUAAGCAAAUAACUCGCCCACGCCACCGGCCCACCGCACCUUCUACCUUCUACUGCAAACUAAACCCCCUCGCCCCACCUCCACCGGAGACGCCGUCGUAAUCCGCCAUUACGCCGGUGCCUCCGCCCCCCGUUCUCUCCAGUUCAAAGAUUCAGGAAAACAUCAAAAUGACACGCGGCUGCAAGUUCUCCUUCCACGUUGCCAUCGUGAUAGCCGCCAUCACUUACAUCUACCUCUCCACAGUUUUCGUCUUCAUUGACCGGUGGUUCGGGCUCUGGUCGUCUCCCGGCAUGCUACACACCGUUGUUUUUACUUUCUUAGCUCUCAUGUGCAUCUCCAGUUACCGCCUCGCCAUUUAUACCGAUCCGGGUCGGGUCCCCGCUUCUUUCGUCCCCGAUAUUGAGGAUGCUACUAACCCGAUCCACGAGAUCAAACGCAAGGGGGGCGAUUUGAGGUAUUGCCAAAAGUGUUCCCAUUAUAAGCCUCCUCGGGCACAUCAUUGCCGCAUAUGUAACCGAUGUGUUCUACGGAUGGAUCACCAUUGUGUUUGGAUGAAUAAUUGUGUGGGACACGCAAACUAUAAGAUCUUCUUUGUUUUUGUGGUUUAUGCUGUCACCGCUUGUGUAUACUCGCUGGUAUUGCUCCUUGGUAGCAUCACAGUUGAUUCUCAGAAUGAUAUUGAUGACUCUGACAGAAUUAUACAUGUCAUUUCUGGGUUACUGUUGGUACCACUAAGUUUGGCACUGGGAUUUUUCCUUGGCUGGCAUAUCUAUCUUAUUGUACAAAACAAGACCACAAUUGAGUACCAUGAAGGUGUGAGAGCUAUGUGGCUUGCAGAAAAAGGAGGCCAGCUCUAUUCGCACCCGUAUGAUAUUGGUGUAUACGAGAAUCUGACAGCUAUUCUGGGUCCAACAAUCCUUUUCUGGCUUUGCCCCACAACAGGACAUGUUGGUUCUGGCCUUCGCUUUCAAACAAAGUAUGAUAGACUUAUCGUAACAUCUGCUCCAGAUUAAAAAUAUGAUUUCCUCAGUUGAAACCAUAGUCGCCGUAACAAACAAUUGUAUCUUUAGCUUUGAAAAGUGCGCUAAUCUUUGGUGAUUCUGGCCUUACAGUCUGCUUCACUCUGCUCACGGUGGUAGAGGAUAGUUUCAGACAUCUUCUGUUAACCAACAAGCGUCUUGUGGCAGGGCGUCUAAGCAUUUCUGCUACAAUUCAAGGUUCCUAGGUUGCAUUGUAUCAGUAUAGGUUUUGUUUCAUGCUCGUCUUGCGGCUUACAGCAGAAGUAUUGAGCUUUUGUCUUUUCUGAAGCAUCCUAGAGUAGGAAGUUUCUUGGUUAUCUGUAUAGAAGUUAACCAAACGUGCAUCAUGUACAAAAAGGGAAUAGGAUCCCUAGUUGACUCAUACCAGCAGAGAGAAGAGGUAGACUCCCAAAUUGUAAUCUUGUGACUGCCAAAGAUUUUCUCAGCGAUAGAUGAUUAUACCCUUUCUGUAAGUUAGUAGUUGAUGCAUGUUGUUUUUAUUA
Molecule: messenger RNA, 1600 nt
Organism: Sesamum indicum (sesame)
Lineage: Eukaryota; Viridiplantae; Streptophyta; Magnoliopsida; Lamiales; Pedaliaceae
Product: DHHC-type zinc finger family protein
Molecular function (GO): palmitoyltransferase activity
Source: RefSeq, a predicted model, not a curated record